GUCAUCAAUUAUAUAAAACCAAGAGCCAUUCAUGAACUCCUGUUUAUUCAUAUUUGACUUUAUAUCAAAUGUAUGAAACCUAUGCUUUUGUUUACAUUGUAUUCAAUCUUAUAGCCAAUAAUUCACUUGUCAAAGUGUCAAAUGUCUGCAAAGAUUAAUUAUAGGUACUUGAAAAGAUAGCAGCUGGCUGAGCAUAUUGGAUCCAACUGCCAUGGUGGCCCAAGGGGGCACACUCUGUAGGCUGGCUUUGUGUAAUGACCUAUAAAACGGUCCAGUCAGAAGAGAGCUAAGGGUUGUGACCCCGAGAUAUGUCUUCAUGUUCAAGAGCAAUUAGUUAUUAAUUACUAAUGUAAUUAAAAUGUUAAAACUGAAUGCUGAACUAUUCCUGUGUCUACAGGGUGUCCAAAAACCUAGGAAUCAAUGGGAGUUAAACUACAUACAUAUAUGUAUAUUGUGUCUCUUUACUGACGCUUAUUUUCAUAUUUAAUUUUCUAUACAAGUGAAAAAUGGCAUUAAUGUUAGAUGAAAGGGUAGAUAUAGUACUUCUUGCUUUGUCUUGGUACUCUUAUUGGUUCCUAAAUUUUUGGGCACUGUGUAGAAAAGAGAUCAGAUUAUGUUAUGCAAAGACUGCUUAGUUCAUACAUACACAUCUACCAGUGUUCUCUGUCUCUGUCUCUUCAUUCAGUCUAGCAUUAGAUGUUUUACAUUGGUUUUUGCAUCCUACCAGGUAUUUUUCCCCCUGAUGCUAUAAUAUUUAAACCCAAAUUAUGAUAAUAUAAGAAAUAUAUAUGCAAUAUAUGCAAUUGUUUCAAAUAAGCCAAAUAUCAUCCAUAAUAAAUAUUGAGUGUGUGUAAUUGUUGUAGAAUGUCAAAUUGCAAAUAACAAAAUGAGCAAAAAUGACAUUUUUUAAAAAAAAACAUUUUUUUUCUGAAUGAGCAGUUGCAGCCAGAAUGGCCCCAACUGACUUACAGACAGAGAGAUGAUGACUGAUGAACCACUUGUCAUCCACCAUGGGCACCUGCACACUAUCGAUUGUCUUGUCUCUGAGGAGACAGAUAAAUGCAUUAGCACCAAAGUUGUUCACUGCCACUGGAAACAUAUUAACUUCGUAUAUAUUCGGCAUCCUGUCUGGUUUCUAUGGCGAGUGAUAAAGGAUGGAAGAAGUAGAGAUUGAAGAAUGGGUGUGUGUGUCGGGGAGCGGGGGGUAUGGGAGGAAAAGCGAGAUUGUGGGUUAUGAGAUGAGGUGGAAAUGCUAUGAGUCAGUAGUUUUUCUUAAUUACCAUCUAUCUUACACACACACACACACACACAUUCACAAUGCUUCUAAUCAAUACAUUAUGCCUUUUUCAUCAUGGUAAAACUUGUGAUUUAACCUUUUAUGUGCAGUCAUGUAAUUUGCAAUGGUCAUAGUCUUGAGAUCCCUCGCAUGUUGUGUCAUUUGAUUAUCUGCAAAAUUAUAGACUUCUUUAUACUGUUUGGCCAAUCCAUUGUUAUCAAUUUCUAGCCUCAAACAGAAAUACAUGCACGACAGUCACCACAAGCAUAAAGGCUGCCUCACUAGUUCUCCCUCUUUCUUCUCUCCCCAUCUAGGUUUGCAGAAAAAAGGUAAAAAAUGGUAUAUUUGGGGGAAGGUUCUGACACAGUGGAUUAAAGACAUGCCUAGAAGAGAAAAGUAAAUCAGUGGAUGUGUUCACAUUUCCUCUUCUAGCUGAUAUGUGUUAGACUGUGUAUAAUUUACACAUCGAUAGCACUAAACAAAUGUAAUAUUAUUUUUCUCUUGAUCAUUAUUCACUUUUGAAUGAUGUCCUUUUUAAGUUUAGUUAAAGCAUGAAUUAAAUACUGAAUAUAACAUUUACAAAUUUCAGUUAAACUUCUUAUAUAAGUAUAAGAAGAAUAAGACUGUAAGUCUGUAUAAGACGUAAACAUUAUAGAAACUUUUAUGAAAAGUUGCCUUAAUCCUUUAGCAUAGCAUCAUUAUUCUAAUGAACUCUCAUCUGAACUCUCAUCUGAACUCUCAUCUGAACUCUCAUCUGAACUCUCAUCUAAACUCUCAUCUGUAGGUUGUUUUGAAUUAAGAUUCUAAGGAUUUUAAAUCUAAACACUACAAAGGAGCAAAAUGUUUGGAUUUGUAGUCAGGUUACUAAUUUUAAUGUCAUUUAUUUGUGCAGGAUUAAGUUGUUACAAGUGCUUUAUAGAUCCAGAUGACAGUGUCCGUCUGUGCUGGGGUCACAUUCUCAGUGAAUAUAACAUUCGUAAUAUAGAUGCCUGUUUCAAAACCCUAGACAGAAUAUUCAACAACAAUCCAAAUGUAACCAAGGCAGCUAAAGUAGGUAGAGGCUAUGACACAGCACUAAAGGAGAUUAUGAGGGCUGAAAUCAUGCCUAUUGUGGAAGAAUUUCACCAGAAUAUGAAUAAUGACACAGUGUAUGAAGUUAGGUUACAAGCUGCUGCAGAAACAUUCAUCAUAAUGGCCUCUGGUCUGCCUAGAGCUUCUGGAUGCUUCCCUCCUUGUGGUUUUCAGGCUCAUGGCACCGUUUAUAACUGCAUGACUUGUCAGUAUGACUCCUGUGAAUUCCCCCUGGACUGCCCAUUGCAGGAAAUCACUGUGGGGGAAAACAACAGAACACAGAUGUGGUGCCAUGUGCCAUUUGUUUUGCCAAGUGACAUACAGAUGGUUUGGAGGUAUGCAGAGAUCAAGACAAUGUUGAUGGAUCGGUUUGCAGAGGUGACAGCUGGCACGGAUAAGCUCUUCUCCAUACCGUCGGCCCGUCUGGAGCACUCGGGCACAUAUCAGUGCGAAAUCUUUUCUCAGGAACGUUCACUGGUCCGCAUCUAUUAUCAUCUUACAGUUGUUCCUAAUGAGGUAGUUGGCCAUACAGAACUGCAGGACGUGUUUGAUAAAGCUCUCCUACCUGCUGGACAGUUUCUACUUUUGCCCUCUAUACCUCCAUUUUCACUGCUGAGGCUACCCAGUCCAGAGCUCCUCACCGUCUGUCUGGCAUCAGUGCUAUUGCUGCUCUUCCUCACUCUAGGGGUGGUGUACUGGUGGCCAUCUAAGAAAAUGGACUGUGAACCAGAGCAAGGACGUGAACCACAUCGGAAUACGUAUACAGUGCAAAUGUUGUGAACAGGACCCAAAAAUUGCAGCAAAAUACUACUGGAUUUGCCUGUAAUUGUUUUAGUUCACCACAAGAGAACGCAAAAUUAACAAAUCUGACGUAUCUGAUAAACUCAACUAAACUUUGUGAAAAUGAUUGUUUAAUGUGAUAUCUUAUUCUUUU
Messenger RNA from Hemibagrus wyckioides, 3281 nucleotides. It is a transcript of the gene spaca6, whose product is annotated as sperm acrosome associated 6. Gene Ontology annotation, biological process: fusion of sperm to egg plasma membrane involved in single fertilization. The coding region runs from base 2117 to 3127 and encodes 336 amino acids. The record is from RefSeq and is a predicted model, not a curated record. The transcript has 9 exons. Lineage: Eukaryota; Metazoa; Chordata; Actinopteri; Siluriformes; Bagridae.